GUUUUACAAGUAGACAUUUUGAUAUGAGUCCUCACGGUAGUGUUUAUAACUGAACUUUGACCAAGAACCGUUUACAAGUUGAAGUCCGAGAACUGGUUCCGUAUGUGUUAAAUCGGCAUAAUAUAUUCGCAGUAUCCGACUCUCCAUGGCAGACUAUUUAGAGUCCAUCACCAAUACGAGCGAAUCCGUAGAAAGCGGUAUGAAUGAUCUUUUAAGGGUUGCAGAGACUAAAACAAGAGCAAAUGAGGCAGAUGAAAGUACUGCUUAUUGUGAAGUUUGCCUUCAAGAGUACAAGAAAGUUUUUGCAGAAGGGUAUUGCCUCGAUUGUGAGGAAUAUCUAUGCGCCGUUUGCUUCUCUUGUCAUUGCCAACACAAACCAAGUAGGGAUCAUGUCUUGCAAUCAAAAGACGAAAUGCCAAAGCCAGGUUUACCAAAAAGGACGCACCAUAAGGUUGCAAGUCCUUGCCUUAUUCACCACGAAAAAGAUGUCACACAUUUCUGCAAGACUCAUGACCAGUUAUGUUGUGUCUUUUGUAUAAGUAUUGGACACAGCAUUUGUCCUGAUAUAAAAGUUAUAGCAGAUGAAGCGAAGGAUAUUGAACAAUCUGAACAACUUCGAGAAUUUCAGGCGGAAUUAAGUCGUAUUGAGAGAACUGUUACAUCAAGAAAACAAUUGUCAGAAAACAAUGCUAAAAGGCUUUCACUCAUGAAACAAAUGGCUAUAGAAGAUUUAAACGAAGAGCUUGAAAAGCUUUCAAUUCCAGAAAAGCGAAAAUUAGAUGGAGUGAAAGAUAAAUGUGACACAAUUGGAACAGAACUUUCUUUGUGGAAAAGUAGAUUGCAAACUCUUCUUGAAGAUAAGAACCCCCAGCAGACAUAUCUGUUCUUGAAUCAUACGCGAAAACAACUGGGCUGUGUUGAUAGCCAAAUGCAACAUGCGGGUAGUGAUUGCAAUAUUAACCAUUUCCGUUUUGAGAAAACGACAGAAGAAAUCGAAGGUGGAAAGGUUAUCGGUAAACUUCUAUCUUACACACAUGAGAACGGAAGAUUUAUCACAAAAAUAAAUAUCAGGCACGCCGACGACAAAGUAAAGUCUCGUUUAAGGGACCUUGCUGUUUUGGACAAUGAUUUCAUCGUUUGUGCAGAUGAAUGCAAUUCGUGUUUAAAGGUAGUAGAAGUAAGGCAGAACAGUAUUCAAAGUAAGAUAGCACUUCCAAAGAAACCUUUUCAACUUGCUCGCGUUUCUAAAGAUGAACUAUUUGUAUCAACAUCAUCGGAAACGUUAAUCAAUGUUACAAGUUUAACAAAUAUCGCGACUAGCAAGUCUCUAGAAGUGCAGCAAAGGUGUCAGGCAAUUGAGUGGUAUGACGACAUGCUUUAUGUCGUUUAUAUAGGUGGAGGUGGAGGUUGUUAUGAUCGAAAUGGCAAGCUGAUAUGUGUUUUAGAGAAAGGGAAGACAACCCAGACCUACAUUUAUUCGACAAUUGAUAUAAAAGAUGGUUCAGUAUACCUAUUGUAUGAAGAUGGCUGCAUUGUGGUAAAGUUACAGAGAAAUGGAAUGAGGACUAUUAUUGUACAAGCAAAGGAGUUGAAAGCACCAGCUGCGAUUGUCUAUGAUGAUGAGAAGGAUGAAAUAUUAAUAGCCAGCUUUUUAGGUCGGUGCGUAUUUCGCAUGACGUUGGAAGGAAAAUUAGAAGAAAUCAUUUCGUCGCUCGAUUUCAAACCACUUUCCCUUGAUAUCGACAAACAACGGCGAAUUCUGUAUGUAGGAGGUGAAAGUGAGUACAUUCACCAGUACCAGCUCUCUUGAAAUAGACUAGAAUACCACCUUAAACAAUAGAGAACGUGUAUAAGAGAGCGUUCAAUGAAUCAUUUAAAAAUGAAAUUAAAAAGAUCAAACAGAUACCAGAGAUGCGCUUGACUUGUCAAAUGUCAGUGCCGGAAUAAAGGCACAUUAUUGCUAUUACACAAAUAUUAUCUCAGUAUCUCAGUACAUGCCAACGGGAAUCUUACUGGACAAAACUGAUAUCUAAGAAUGUGUCAAGCGUUAGCAACACUGUGAAGCGAAAACAAAUUGAGAAAUUUCCAGGCUUGAUCGGACAAUUAUAUUAUGAUUUGUUGCACAAAUUGUAAAAUUUGACCUUUAUGCAUAGUUCUCAAACUGUACGUAUACCCGGCCGUGUGUCCAUCAGUCCGUUAGUCCGUUGCGUCUCAACUGUAACUAUUCAAUUUUCUAUCAGAUUUCGAUUACAUUAAACAAAAUUGUAGAACACCGGUGGUAAGGUUUGUUGCGAAUAAUUUUCGUGGUCUCAUCUAAAUGAUCAAUGUCACUCUUGGAGGUAAAUGUUCUCCAAGAUGGAGUUCUUCGUGUCUCUGUCACAACUUCCUAAUUGUAAAUGUGAAUAAAAUCUGACUUCCCAGAAUUGUAGAACACUGCUUUGUUACAAUCAAUGAAUAAAAUUGUAAUCAUUUUUUUAUAAAUUCCCCCUCCCCCCCCCCCCCUUUCCAUGAAAAAUAAAAAUAAUUAACCCUUGAAACAUUAUCAGUGAAAGUCACCUCAUUGAAACUUUCAGCAAAAUUAUCAUUAGACCGACAUUGUUGAUAUUUUAAUAGUAAUUAAUCUCAUAAUUUAUUUUGGGUAAGCUAAUGCAUUCACUAUGUUAAAAUAUCAAACAUUAAAAUAAUUCAAUAAUCUAAAAUUAUAACCACCAAUUAUAAACAAUUCCAAUACUUCGUCAGAUGCUUGAAGAGAUGUAUAACUUUCAUUUGUAGGAUGCUUUGAAUAUGUCAUAUUUGAAAGUGUUUUCUAUUCCAUUUGAUUUUGGUCAACAAGACAUUAAAUUUUUGGUAUUUUUCAAUUUAUCAAAACUUAAUGAUUUUUUGUAUAUAUAUAAUUAUAUGUUAGUUAUAUGUUAUAGUAAGGUAAAAAUAUCUAUUGAGUAGAAAAUCUGCGUGCUUCAGUCAUAUUUUCAUUUCACUUACAUAGUUCAACAGUUUAUAUAAAUAUACAGAAUUGCCUAAAUAAUGGUACCAUAACAACAAUAGAUCGACAUAUCUAAACCAUAUUAGCCCUCCUAAUAUUUCGUUUUCGACAUUUAGUGGGGUGGGAAUGGGGCAUAACUGUUUAGGCUAAUCAUGUGUUUCUAAUUUUAAAAGAUGCCAAAUUCGGUGCGUAGCUAUGUUUUUUAUUUGAUUUUUACUGAAUAAUUAAUGCACAAUAACUCAAUCAUUGAUAUUAUCACUGCAUAUUACCAGUUUAAAUAUGCCUCUUUUAUCUUACUUUCCCCAUUACUAAUUGAUACAUUAUUCGUUUAAUACUAAAUUUCAUGGAAUAAAUACGAAAUAUCUAUACAGUUCACAGAUAUGAUGCAUUAUGUACUAUUAUUAUUUGUGAUAUUCAUUUAAUCUUUUUUAAUUACAGUUAUUAAUACUGCAAUACAAAUUUACUAGUUUAUAGUUCGCCAUUUGUAUAUGUAUAUGUAAACCAUUGUAUUCUAUAAAUUUGAUUAUGGGUCAUGUUGGCAUAUUUCAAAUUUGUAUUGUGUGUUAUAUUUCCUUGAAUAAACUUUCCUCUUC
Molecule: messenger RNA, 3576 nt
Organism: Mya arenaria
Lineage: Eukaryota; Metazoa; Mollusca; Bivalvia; Myida; Myidae
Exons: 2
Coding region: 146-1810 (554 amino acids)
Molecular function (GO): zinc ion binding
Source: RefSeq, a predicted model, not a curated record